Messenger RNA from Huiozyma naganishii CBS 8797, 1146 nucleotides. It is a transcript of the gene NGL1, whose product is annotated as RNA exonuclease. Bases 1 to 1146 code for a protein of 381 amino acids. NCBI's taxonomy places the organism in Eukaryota, Fungi, Ascomycota, Saccharomycetes, Saccharomycetales, Saccharomycetaceae. Gene Ontology annotation, molecular function: poly(A)-specific ribonuclease activity. The record is from RefSeq and is a predicted model, not a curated record. The transcript has a single exon.
AUGUUCCGUCGAAGGUUUAUCCCCGUCAAACAUACGGUCAAUCUGUUGAAAAAGCCCAGUCCCGGUAAUGGCGUUCCCCCACUGCCCGGCGCGUUGCCCAAACAUGACAAUCGGUUCACGUUGUUGACUUACAAUAUCCUGUCUCCAGCGUACAUGUGGCCGCAGGUGUACACUUACGUCCCCGAGCAAUGCAAGCAAUGGGAGUUUCGGCACGAUUUGUUGGAGCAAGAGCUGUUGGGGAAGUACAAGGCGGACAUCAUGUGCAUACAGGAGAUGACGAAGAGGGAUUACCAGCAGUUCUGGUCGCCAAUUGCGUCUGGGAAAUGUGACAUGGGAUCCGAGUUUAUCUCCAAGACUGCUCCUAAAUACUGGAAACGAGAACCUGAUGAGUUGGACGGCGUUGCCAUUUUCUACAACCGCAAGAUGUUCGAUUUCGUCUCGUCGAAGGGCAUCUAUUUAAACCAGAUGCUCGAUGCCUUCAACGAUCACGAGCUCGAGUACCUGGGCCAGAAGAAGCUGGGGCUGACAGACGGUGCUGGGAACCCGACGGGGGAAACCAACCUGCUGAACUUCCUCAAGCUUAAAAACCAAGUUUCUCUGUUCGUCUCUCUGCAGCACAAGUCUACAGGGAUGUACUUCGUUGUGAUCAACACGCACCUGUACUGGAAGUACGACGAAGUGAAGCUCACCCAGUGUAUGGUGAUCAUGCGGGAGCUCUCGCAGAUCAUCGACGACCUGCUCAAGGACGUGCCGGACGUCACGAAGGAGAAAGUCAAGAUCAUCUUCACUGGGGACUUGAACUCGACCAAGAACUCCCCAGUGAUCAAUUUCUUGAGGGGGAACAUCAUCAGCCAUUUGGACCUCAACAUGGUCAACCCGAUGAAGCCCUUCCUGAACCGGUGCGUCUACGACGACGCACCAGAGGAGUGGUUCGACAACACAUGCUACUCGGGCAAACUGAAGGGCAUCUUCGACUACAUCUGGUACCACGACACGGAUCUCAAGCUCACAAAAAUCCUGACGGGCAAAGAAGUCUCCGACGAACUCGACGAGGCCAGCCAGCGCGGACUGCCCAACGGAACACACCCGAGCGACCACAUACCGGUCCUGACCGAGUUCAAGAUCUUGAAUCAAUCGAAGGGCUGA